AUGAGUACUCAUAAUUCUCAAGAAAUUAAAGCUCGUGAGUCUCUAUCUGAUACUGAUGUUUCUAACCGGGCUUGUCCCAAUCCUGAAAAAAAAGAUACUUCUUGUGAUUCAGGAUCACCUGCUGCUGAACCUUCGGUUGAAUCUUCAGUUUCUUCUCACCCGGAAACCGGAGAGCUUGGUUCACGUGGUUCUCAAACUACUGCUCCUGGUGAUGUACUUCCUGGUACGUCCUCUACCACAGUAAGAAAUGAUAGUGAAACGCGUGUUACUGAAGAUGUGAGUGUAGCGAAUCUACAUGGACAGCUUCGAACUCGUGGUCAGGAAAAGGCAGCAGGCGCUCAUAGAGAAGACCAAACAAGUGAGGCAUCGUUAUCUCCUGAGCAGCCGCCACAAGGUGGUACAGGUGGUCCUGGUUCUGAGGGGCAACAGAAACAGAUAGACAGAGUUACACAGGGCUCUCAAGAAGAAAACCGCAACAAAGAAACGAAUACUGCACGCACAGAAUUGUCGACAAAUGCUGACUCCACACAACACCCUACUGCAGAUGCACCUCCUGCUGACACAACCCCAUCUGAUCAACCCUCUGGUGAUUCAAAGACACCAAAUAACACGAGCACAGAGCCCAACAGUACCACUGAUAAUGUGACAACUUCAGAAGAGAGUGAAAGAACAAAUAACGAGACUGCGGUUGGUGUGAGUGAAUCAACAACCACCACUACCACCACCACCACCACAACAACACUUCCUCCUGAACUCACAAACAACAAGAAGGGUGAUGCAGACAGCAGCAGUAGUAUCAGCAGUUCUCUGUGGGUGCGUGUACCACUACUGAUUGUGGUUACACUGGCCUGUAUUCUUGUGUGCUGA
Molecule: messenger RNA, 867 nt
Organism: Trypanosoma theileri
Lineage: Eukaryota; Euglenozoa; Kinetoplastea; Trypanosomatida; Trypanosomatidae
Exons: 1
Coding region: 1-867 (288 amino acids)
Source: RefSeq, a predicted model, not a curated record